Gambusia affinis (western mosquitofish) is the source of this 3546-nucleotide messenger RNA. Its product is annotated as sialic acid-binding Ig-like lectin 14. The transcript is spliced from 9 exons. The record is from RefSeq and is a predicted model, not a curated record. NCBI's taxonomy places the organism in Eukaryota, Metazoa, Chordata, Actinopteri, Cyprinodontiformes, Poeciliidae. Bases 441 to 1940 code for a protein of 499 amino acids.
ACAAGAUGGGGAAUGGAAACUCUGACUCAUCACUUACUACAAGUUUGAAAACAGAGAUUUUGUUUUGUCCAAGGAUCCUGCCCUCUUCUAGUUGCACCAAAACAACAAGUCAAAUCAACUGUUCCUGUGAAAUUGUGGCAAACCCUCCUAUCUUACAGUGGUUUUUCAAUGUGCAACCUGUCAACCAAUCAGGGAAGGGUUACGCUAUCAGUGACUCUCUGAAUGACACGUAUCUGAGGAGCACCAUCACUGUGAAUCAGCUGCAGGAGAGAAACUUGUCGUCAUUGCUCUGCUUCAGCUUCAAUUCAUUGGGAUCAGACAGUAAACAGCUUUUCUUCAACUCACCUAAGAUUUCAGGAGAAAAUCAAGACUAGCAUUCAGGCCAAGGUGAACCAAACUUCCAGCCACAAAACCAUUGGAGAUAGGAACCAACUACAAAGAUGGUUGGACUUUUGAUAUAUCUUCUCAUUGGCUCUGCAAUCCAAGGCACCAACUGUAACAGCUUUCAGGUGAAUUUGGCGCAGACUGUACAUGUUAUGACAGGAUCAUGUGUGACCAUUCCCUGCUCCUUUGAUGUAACGAAGAAACAUCAAAAUAACUUAAAUGGCCAAUGUGUAGCUAAAUGGUAUUCAUCUAAAAGCAAACAACUAACUGACAGAGAUCCAGUAAUAGGAAACCUGGAAAAGAAAGACUGCACCACAACCUUCAACAAAAUGCAGACUCAUGACAACGAGUCUUAUCACUUCAGACUGGAGUGCAAUGACCUAAAAUACAACUUCCAAACCUCAAAAGUAAAAAUUGAGGUCACAGAUGAUUUCCCCUCACCAAUUCUGACUCCAUCCACACUGAAGAUAAAGGAGGGAGAGUCAGUGAGUCUGAUGUGCUCUGCUCCGGCUCCAUGUCUGCCUCAUCCUCCGACACUGACUUGGACCCCAACACUGGGGGACAUUCAGGAAACACUGCAGGAGAAUCUGGACAAAACUAAAUUCAAGACCUCUGUUCUGAACUUCACUGCUUCUCACCUCCACAAUAAACAGAACAUUUCCUGCACUGCUGUGUACAAGAAACAAGAUGGAAGCUCUGAUGCAGCUCUUACCACAAGAUUAAUGCCUGAUGUUUUAUUCCCUUCACAGAUCCUGUUCUCAUCAAACUGCACCAAAACUGCAAAUCAGCUCAACUGCUCCUGUGAAACGGUGGGAAACCCGACUCCAAUGACUCAUUGGUUCUUGAAUGGGCAAUCUGUUAGUCAAUCUAGCCAGAUGGUGGUUACAAAUGAGUUUCUAGAUAACUCACAUUUGAGGAGCAUCAUCACUGUGAAUGAACCACAGAACAAAGAUCUGUCCACCUUGCUGUGCUUCAGCUCCAAUUCCUUGGGAUCAGCCAGUAAACAGCUUUUUGACAGAUGCCUUGAGAGCUUAAGAGAAAACCAAGGUCAAAUCCCACUGUUUGGUUUCAUUGCCACAGUUGCUGCUUUUGUACUGGUAGUAUUUGCCCUCCUGGUUUUUAUCUGGUUUCAAAAGACACACUCCAAAACUAGAGGGAUUGGAGGUGAUAUUGACACAAAUGCAUAUCUAAUGAAGGAGGAAAAUCAGGUACCAAACAUGAUUGAAGAUGCAAUUUAUGCAAACACUGCUGAACUUAGUCAAGCAGGAAUUCGCCAACCUUCAAAUGGAAUUGACAAUGAAGACGAAAUCAGAGAAAGUUCAGGAAAGAAAAGUGAAGAUCUGGUUUAUGCCCAUGUGCAUUGGUCAAGAAAGAGCAAAACAAAGAAGCCGGAGAAUGAUGCGAACAUGAAUUUCACUGGCAGCUCUUUUUUGGAGGAGGAGAAAUUUGCGAGGGGAGACAUGCUUUUUGUGAGUUCUGCACUGGAAAUGGGAAGUCUGUAUGCAGAAGUUAAGCCUAGAAAUGUAAAAGUGAAUAUGCUCAGCUUAAAUUCAUGAACAAAUGUGCAAUAGUACAAGGUCAAGAAGGUUUUGAAAAAAAUGUCCUACUGGCUGACAUUGAAUUAAGAACAAUAUAUUAUGUUGUUAGAAAUUUGUUUUACUUAAGGUGGCAACAAAAAGGAUAAUUUUGGCCCAAACAUUUCUUACAUUUUAUAGUAUUUGGAAAGUUAUGACAAUUAUCUCCAACUCCAGCUUUUGUCAGUGUAGAAACCAUACCUAAUACAAUUUUACCACUCACACAAUAGUAACAGCACACAACAAAAGGGGAUGUCUCGAGGACAAGCUGCAAGAACUACCAAAGAUAAGAAAUUAUGUUAUUUUGUUAUUAUAGAGAAGAACAAAUUGUUCUGUACUCACAUAAUAUAUUUGGGCCUCAUUUUAACUCUAGCUAGCUGAUGCAAUUUGUCAAUAUAUGAUAUGUUUACUUAAUUUGAAAUUGACAGAAUAUUUUAGAACCAUCUGUAUUUGCUUUAUAUGAGCUGUCAAAAACAAUGCUGAUAGUACAAGGUUUCUCUAAAAUGUUUGUUCCCCUCCUUAUUGUGAUGCCAGCAGUAGUGGAGGGUGCUAUAUCUCAAAGCUUUGUGCUGUAUUUGUUAACCAUUUACUAAAGUUGCAAUUAAAGAGCUAAACUUUUCUAGUUAUAGUUUGAUACUUCAUUAAAUUAACUUCAACCACAUGCUUUAAAAUCAAGUUCUUUACAGUAUUAAUAUCACUAUUGCGUGUUCUACAUUUGGUUUGCGAUUGUUUUAAAGUGUUUAUUUGACCUUAUUUGAGCUAUCCAUGCUUUAUGAAUUUACGUUUUAACGUCUGUUUUGUUAUAUAAUCUUGAUAUAGUGCAAUGCAAUUUAAUAUAGUAUCUUUGUUUAGUGUCUUUCUUUUAUUAUUUUUAUUUUUUAACUGAGUCCAAGUAUCUAUAUUCUGUAACAUACACAUUCCCUUAUAAAUGCUACUUGUUAUCUCAAAUGCUCACUAGAGAAAGUUUAAAUUGAAAGCAUGUUUCAGUAUCAGUGGUUACUGAUUAUGUGCUUAUCUUAAACCAUGCAUAAUAGUUGAAGCGUAUAGGGUUCUAUCUCCUUUGUGUAUUUGCUUUAUAUAUUUAUUUUUGUCUAAAUUAAGCUCUACAAAAUAGCAAAUUAAGGCUUAAUGAUAAUGAAAAUAAGUUUCAGUCAGUUAUAAAUUCAGCUAUUUCAAGAUGGAAAAGAAUAUUUAUUGAAAUUUAAAUACUGUGCAACAAUUAAAUAGUCAAACUUUAUCUAGUUAUAGUUCAAUGCAUUAUCAAAUUGCCUACAAGGACAUACCUGAAAACGAAGUAUCUUUAUACAAUGUUAAUAUCAGUAUGACAGGGUCUACAUUUAAUUUGUGAUUAUUUAAAAAAGUUUAUCUGACCAGUUCUUUCCUAUCCACAUAUUAUAAAUUUAUAUUUUAACAGCUUUUUUAUUAUAUAAAUAUUGAUAUAUAAUACAAUGCAAUUUAAUACUAUGCCUAUGUUAAGAGUCUUGCUGAGAGUGUUUAUUUUACUAUUUUCUUUUCAGCCCAACUAAUGUUUGUUGUCAUUCAUUUUGAAUUGGUUUAUGUAUGAGAGGAGCACGCAUUGCCUUAUAAA